UUGCUGCUGCUUUCCGGUUCCUUCCGUAGUGGGUGUCGCGGGUGUACAGCCCAAUCGCGGCCGUUGCCGACCCAAGUAGUCCAAGCGGCAGCCGGUGGGAGGUGCAGCCAUGCCUCGAUAUUACGAGGACAAACCGGACGGCGGCGCUUGCGCUGGCGUGAAGGAGGACCUGGGUGAAUGUCUGUUGCAGUCCGACUGUGUGCUUCAGGAAGGAAAAUCCCCUCGGCAAUGUCUGAAGGAAGGAAACUGCAAAGCUCUGAAAUACUCAUUUUUUGAAUGUAAAAGAUCAAUGUUGGAUGCCAGAUCAAGAUUCAGAGGAAGAAAAGGAUAUUGAUAAGUAUUAUGUUGAAACCAAGAUGGAAACAACAAAGGAUUUCCUCUGGUUGUUAAAACACAGAAACCGAGAUAGGAAACAUACUUUUAUUUUAUACCUGUUCGGUCAGACCAUGGAACCCUGGAGAGAAAGGAUGAGUUCUGGUUUUGAAUGUGUAUAAAGCAGAUGAUUCUCCUGCUCUAAGUUAUUUUUAGAAGGAAAAUUUAAUUGACUAGUUACGAGUGCGGAGUAUAAUAAAUGUGUUUUAAGAAUUA
Artibeus jamaicensis (Jamaican fruit-eating bat) is the source of this 588-nucleotide messenger RNA. RefSeq names its product cytochrome c oxidase assembly factor 5. The record is from RefSeq and is a predicted model, not a curated record. Bases 110 to 334 code for a protein of 74 amino acids. The transcript has 3 exons. NCBI's taxonomy places the organism in Eukaryota, Metazoa, Chordata, Mammalia, Chiroptera, Phyllostomidae. Gene Ontology annotation, cellular component: mitochondrion. Gene Ontology annotation, biological process: mitochondrial respiratory chain complex IV assembly.